AUGUUAACUGUUUCACCAUUGAAUCAUUGUACCAGUAAGAAGCAGAUAAUGAUGCCAGAACAGAGUGCAGCGACUUCCCUCAUCGACAGGACCAUCAAGAUGAGGAAGGAGACUGAAGCCCGGAAAGUGGUCUUGGCCUGGGGACUCCUGAAUGUGUCUGUUGCGGGCAUGAUAUAUACUGAAAUGACUGGCAAACUCAUAAGCUCAUAUUACAACAUCACAUACUGGCCACUCUGGUAUAUUGAACUCGCAUUUGCAUCUUUGUUCAGCCUGAAUGCCUUAUUUGAUUUCUGGAGGUACUUCAAAUACACGGUGGCACCAACGAGCUUGGUCAUGAGUCCUGGCCAGCAGACCCUCCUGGGGUUGCGGAAUGCAGUGGUACAAACAACUCCACCACGUGAACUGGCAGCAAAGAAAGUCCCAUCUUCGACACCUUCUCCUCCGAUCCAGGGUCAAAGUGUGCUAAGUUACAGCCCGUCCCGCUCUCCCAGUGCCAGUCCAAAGUUUACUCCCAGUUGUAUCGCAGGGUACAGCCCUCAGCUACAGCCUCUGUCAAGCGACAGCACUUCUUACAGCAGUGCUGUAACCUACUCACCGAGCAGCAGCUACAAUAUGGCUUCCAGCUUCAGCCCCUCUCCCACUGGGUCACCGUACCCCACAAGUAUUGGGCCAUUGGAAAGCGGUGGGCUGAGGUCUCGUUACCGCCCUUCACCCAUUCCAUAUAAUUCUCCUACUGGCAAGGAAGACUACAUGACAGACCUCAAGUUGCUAGACACCUUCCUUCGAAAUGAGGAAGAGAAACAGCACAGGGUUCAACUGGGAAGUUCAGAUUCCAGCUCUCCUUCCAGCAGCCCAACUUUUUGGAACUACAGCCGUUCCAUGACAGACUGCGCCCAGAUGCUGAGGAAGUUCCAGUAUCAGCUGGCUUGCAGGUCCCAAGCUCCAUCAGCGCACAAGGACGAAGCUGAUCUGAGCUCGAAACAGGCUGCAGAAGAGGUUUGGGCACGGGUGACAAUGAACCGACAGCUCCUUGACCACAUGGAUUCCUGGACCGCCGCCAAGUUCAGAAAUUGGAUUAAUGAGACUAUCCUAGUGCCACUUGUCCAAGAGAUCGAGUCUGUGAGCACUCAGCUGAGAAGAAUGGGGUGUCCAGAACUGCAGAUCGGAGAAGCCAGCAUCAGCAGCCUGAAGCAGGCAGCGCUCGUUAAAGCUCCACUCAUCCCAACCCUGAACGCUAUAGUGCAGUACUUGGAUCUCACACCCAACCAGGAGUAUUUGGUCGAAAGGAUCAAAGAGCUUUCACAGGGAGGAUGCAUGAGUUCAUUCCGAUGGAACAGAGGGGGGGAUUUCAAAGGCCGCAAGUGGGACACCGACUUGCCCACUGACUCCUCCAUCAUCAUGCACGUGUUCUGCACUUACCUCGACUCCAGGCUGCCGCCUCACCCCAAGUAUCCCGACGGCAAAACCUUCACUUCCCAACACUUUGUUCAGACGCCGGAUAAGCCAGACACUUCGAAUGAAAACGUGUUUUGCAUCUACCAGAGCAGCAUCAAUCCGCCCCACUACGAGCUGAUCUACCAGCGCCACGUCUACAACCUGCCCAAGGGCAGAAACAACAUGUUCCACACCUUGCUGAUGUUUCUGUAUAUCAUAAAGACGAAAGAAUCCGGGAUGCUGGGGCGUGUCAAUCUUGGCUUGUCGGGAGUCAACGUCCUGUGGAUUUUUGGCGAGUGA
Molecule: messenger RNA, 1734 nt
Organism: Opisthocomus hoazin
Lineage: Eukaryota; Metazoa; Chordata; Aves; Opisthocomiformes; Opisthocomidae
Source: RefSeq, a predicted model, not a curated record